Molecule: messenger RNA, 794 nt
Organism: Paramecium sonneborni
Lineage: Eukaryota; Ciliophora; Oligohymenophorea; Peniculida; Parameciidae
Source: the annotation of a GenBank genome assembly
AUUAAUUUAACUUAAUGCCCACACCAGAUAGAAAAAAAAAUAAACAUAAAAAAAAAGAAAAAGUUAGCAGCCACAGAUCUUCUUCAAAGCACAAAUCAAAAAAAAAAGUUUAAUUAAUAUUUAAUUAGAAAUCAUCAAGGACAUCUAGUAGAAAUAGAGAUAGGAAAAAUUAUAAAAGAGAUCAUAAAUCUUCACCAUUAAAAAUUCCAAUGUUUGGCUAAGAUUUAAUGAAAAAACUAUAGGAAAUUAAUAAUGGCAAAAGAACUGAUGAAUUGAUGAGUAUAAAUAUAUUAUAAGAAGCUUUAUCGUUACUUCCAUAUAUGAAGCCUUAAUAAAUUAAUAAUGAAUCAAUCAUAAUUGAAUAAAAAUUAUAGAAAGAUAAGAGAAGCAUGCAAAAAUAAAGAUUGCUUAUACCAAUAAAUUACGAUUCUUUUAUGAUCAUUUUGGAUGACCCUUUCUAUAAAGAAUAUCUUUCAGAAGAAAUGCUCAAUUUCAUGAAAAAGAAAUUAAUUAUUAGCAUGAAAAGAUAAGUUAUUGAUUAAAAAUCAGAUAAUUUUUUAUAAAAAAUCGACAGAUUAGAAUAAGAUUUAAAAAAAUAGACAAUUUUUGAAGAAUUAGAGAAUUAAAUUUAGUUAGGUGUUAUUAAUAGUAUUUUCAGUAUUUUGAAUAACAAGAAGGAUUCAGAAAAUGUUUUGGAUCCUGAAAUUAAAGAUAUUUUUUAAUUAAUGGAAAUAGAAAAGCCUGAUAUUAUUCAGGAUGAUUUAUAUUAGGAAGCUAAACAAAUGUUUUUAUGA